Molecule: messenger RNA, 412 nt
Organism: Closterium sp. Naga37s-1
Lineage: Eukaryota; Viridiplantae; Streptophyta; Zygnematophyceae; Desmidiales; Closteriaceae
Source: the annotation of a GenBank genome assembly
CUGGCGUAUGCGUCCUUCUCCGCGCACCGGACCCGAACACGCCGCCUUAUAUUGCUCGAGUUGAGAAGAUAGAAGCAGACUCCUCGAACCGCGUCACCAUGCAGUGUCGCUGGUAUUACCGUCCGGAGGAUUCUAUCGGAGGUCGAAGGCAAUUCCAUGGCUCGAAGGAGCUGUUUCUAUCCGAUCAUUGCGAUAGGUGUCAUCCAGAGGCCGUGGAGAGCACGUGCCGAGUACAUUCAUUCGCUGAGUAUACCACGUUAUCGACAGUUGAAGAGGAGGAUUUCUUUUGUCGCUUCGAGUACAAAGCAGCCACAGGAACUUUCAUGCCGGACCGCGUCGCCGUGUAUUGCACAUGUGAGAUGCCUUACAACCCUGACGAGCUCAUGAUUCAGUGCGAGAAGUGCAGAGACUG